Messenger RNA from Schistosoma bovis, 4856 nucleotides. The record is from the annotation of a GenBank genome assembly. NCBI's taxonomy places the organism in Eukaryota, Metazoa, Platyhelminthes, Trematoda, Strigeidida, Schistosomatidae.
AUCGCUCAAAGGUCGUCCAUAAAUGAUAGUCCCACCUGUAACUAUUCAUUAAUGUAAAUGAGAAAGAUCAAGUUUACAUAUUGUUAGGUGGGCUAUUACUAUGAGCCAUGGUUGUAACCUUAUGGGGUUUUCGUCACCAACUGAUAUCAGCUAUAAUGCAAUCAUGCUUUAUCACCCUUUUGUUUACAAGAUUAAAAACCUUAAGGUUUAGAGUUAGUGUGGAAAAAUACUAUCUGGCUACACAGGCUCUUGAAUAUACACUUGCGUACAUCAGGUUCUUUUUUGUUCCUCCAAUUAAGUUUUUUUGAAGCAUAAAUAAUCUGUAAAACUAUCCUUAUGCAAUAAUAGGGUAACGCAACCCCUGUUUAUCCUCCGAUUUAAUUAUGAAACCAGGCAUUUUGAAUAUUCUCUAGCAUCCGAAGCAGACUUUGUUUCAUAUCCCCUUCUGGACUUGUGUAGAGUCAGGACUUAAAGGUUCCUUGCUCUUCGAUAUUGAGAUUUAGUUUCGUCAGUACAGCAUUGAUCUAAAUUUCUCCCAUAUUCUUUUACGAAGAACAGUACAAACAUUCUUUCCUAAUAGUAGUGGGUUUCCUUGAUUUUCUUGGAGUUAUUUCAGGUACGCACUAUUUGAUGCCUCCAGUGUAUAAAUCCCUAAAAACUGUAAAGCCGUGUGUAUGGUAAGUUCCUGUUUAGUAGGCCAAUCUACCAAAGACGCUGCAUGUAUAUUUGACAGAAUAUCUAAUUUCCACACAUUUAAUCUGAUCAGGGCAGAAGAAUAGAUGCUAGCAUCAGUCCAAAGAGUGAAGAAUAACAUUGCAUGAUUACUUACUAAGCGAUGGGGUGUUAUCAAGGUUGAUAACAAUUUCCUCAUUCUAGUUCUUAUACAUUGUUAAUUGUUGUCUAACGCCUUCACUAUUGAAUGUAAAUGAAUUCAAUGUUACCUGCGAGUUUCUGGUUCACGUUUCUUAACUUUUUAUGUCCUAGAUUCUUACGUCUUUCACUAAAAAAACUCGUGGCUAGUCAUAAGCCUACCGACAACUCGCUAUUGCAACUUAAGUGAGCUCGUUGGGGUCUAGUCGAUAUCGGUUCCUUUCUGUUUUUCGACUUUUAGACUGCAGUUUUAGUCAGAAAUACUGUCUCCUUCAGUUACUGACUGGAUAUCCAUUAUUGUCACCUGAUGUCUUGAAGGAAUCAAUUAUUCAUCUCGAGAUGAUAGUAGUCCCACCAAUUUUCGUUAUAUUAUACUCCGAAGAAUUAUUGCCAGUAGUUCCGAUGUAAAUUUCUUCACAAAAUGGAAAUAACUCUUCCUGAACUUAAUCAUAACUGCUUCAGUACUCUGGAUCAUUCUUCUGAUAACUCGGAAAGCUCUGGAUCACUAAAUUAUAGUUUUGCACUGAUCGAUUGUAAAAAUUCCAAAAAUGAGCAGUUGUAUGGUGCCAUUUCUGUCAGAAAUUGGAUUAACUCUGGGAACAAUGAUUACUUAGAAGAAAACUUGGGUGAUCUGCGAAAGUGUUUGAUGCAGAAAAUUUUGGAGCUGAACUGUCAUUCUACAAGUCAUAUACCAAAUCCAGCAGUUACAAAGUUGUAUGAGUCUUUGGUGUGCUUGUACUUUAAGACCCCAAAACUUUGGUCACAUCCAUUAAGAUGGAUUAUAGAAGUAUUAAUACACGCUGACUCUGUUUAUGCCAGUACUUCUAACCUGUCAAUCUCAGAUGAAGAAAUACAACACUGUUUGACUAAUUCUACAUUUUCGAAACAAAUCAAAGGAAACGUAUUACAUCUUCUAUCAUUAAUUAGUGAGGAAUUUACAACAGCCCAGUUAACUCAUAGUGUUAAAUGUAUUGUCAAAGAAAGUAUUCUUUCUGAUGAAAUUUUAGUCAGAAAUAUUCUCAAGCAAUUUAUUACCGACGUAAAUCAGGAGGAAAUUUGUUCACUAGCUAUUCAUACUUCUGCAAUAUGGAUUUCUAAUUUUGUGACAAAUAACUGUCAUUCAUCAGUUGUCAGUUAUUUAGAUAUUGUGCAUAUGAUCUAUAAUUCAAUGCAAUAUUCUGAAAACCUUUAUUUAACCGGAAUAAAUGCUUUAAUAAAUAUAUAUGAAUCCGAUGGUGUUGGAUUAAAUUCAGAUAGAGAUGCAGGGUUUUUACUUGAUUUUCAUGUCUCCGAAUUGACAAAGUUCAAGUAUACUUUACAACAUCUUGUCGAAUUACAUUCAAUAAAUCAUCAAAAUGGUGUUCAAUGGAAUGAAUUUAAAGGAUAUGAAGCAUUGAACAAAACUGUACUACUUUUAUCAAUCUUGUCAGAGAAACAGAUGGAUUAUCUCAUUCAUCGACUUAGUAAUUCACGCGUUAAUACCACUAACCAGUCUAUUCAUGAAUUAUUUGAUAUGUUUCUGUUAACAUUCUCACUAACUGGUCAUUAUCCUUACGAUGAAGAUAUCAGUGAUGUCGCUUUACAAAUAUGGUUGAAUAUUCAUGAAGCAUCAAUUAGCACAACCGCAUAUACUGUUGGUAAUGUUCACGAUGAAGAUGCUAGAUUAUCUGAAGAUACAAUUAGACGUAUCCAUAUGGAAUUCAGUCAACGCGCAUUUAUUAAAUCCCAUUAUCCAAAAGAUUUAAAUCAAUUUUAUACCAUAUGGAACCAAGAGGAUAGAGAUCGUUGGUUGAAAUUUCGUCAAGAAAUAAGUAACUGCUUUCUCUCAGUGUUCAGAUACUUGAAUUUGCAUGACUGGUUUCUUCAAGCAACUAAUCAACUUCAGUCUACUAUAUACAAUUGUACAAAUGAGGAAUUAUUAGCCAAUUGGCAGGAAUCUGAAGCAUUACUAUUUAUUCUAUCAUCAAUUAGUGAACAUGUUAUCUAUGAAAAUGAAUCUGGUAUAAUACCUUUAUUAAAUUUUGCUCAAUUAAUAUCAAAUAUUAUAAUGAAUUUUAUUAAUAAAUUACAACAAUCUAUUACUUAUUUCAUUCAUUCUAAUAAUGUUGUUCAUUUACAACAACCUCAUCUAUUUCUAUUAUGUCAUACUAUAUUAUUAUGUAUAGAAAAUUAUUCUCCUAUGAUACUUUCAAUGGAUUCAUUAUCUGAAAUUGAUCUUAUUCAAUUUAUCUUAAAUUCAUUAUUAUCUACUUGUAUUACUGUUGAGAAUGAUCAAAAUGAUUUAAUGGAAUUAUGUCAUAUAUCACUUAGAGUACUUCAAAUAAUAUUAAAGAGCAAAUUAUCUUCAUCAAAUUUAUUAGUCGAUAUGAUAACAAAUACAUUGGAAAAUUUUCUUAAUCAAACAAAACCAAUUGAUCAAACUAGUAAUAAUUUAAUAUCUUAUUGUAUUGGUAUGUUAUUACGUUUAUCUAAAGAAGAAAACAAAGAGCAUACAAUUAGUUCAUUUCAAAAUAUUUUAUACAUUCGAUUGGAAACUUUCAGACUAUUGUGUACUACUACUACACAAGAUUUCAGUGAUCUUCCACAAAGUGCUAUAUCAGUUUGUUCACAGUUCACUUGUAAACAGAAUGAAGUUAACAGAAAGUCUUAUUUUAUUUCGAUUCUACUGAACUCGUUCAUUCAAACAUUUCGUGGUUUUGUCUCAAUUGAACAGCUAGUUGAUAAUGGACUAGUCAAUGAACACAUUAUAACAAUUCUAUCAAAAUUAUUAUGUUACUUGAAAGAGUCAUUAACAGAAGUUAUGUUUUCCAACCUUCCAGAAUAUUUUAUGCAGUAUCAUAAACUCUUACGAGUCAGUUUACAUAUCUUCACAUAUCUAUUAAAAAAUCCGAUUGAUGAUGUCAUAGUUACUAUGGUGAAAGAAUCAAUCAAUUGUAUAUAUUUCACAUUUGAUAAUAUAUUAAAUAAAUAUAAUAAAUUAGAUGAUGUUAUAUUAAAGUCUAUUCAUUAUUAUAUUGAAUGGUUAUUCAAUGAUCAAUAUAGGAAUAUGAAUGAAUAUUUAUCAUUAUUACAAUUAGCUACUAAUUUAUUCUCGAAUAUAUUCGAUAAAAUCAAUAUUUUAUUGAUUAAUCAAGUCCAAUUGAUUGGUGAUAAUAAUGAUAUAUUGUUUGGAAAAUGUAUUGGUUAUACAAAAGAAGAACGUAUCAAUCAUCCUAUAUCACCAAUUUUAAUGUCAUUUAUUGCACAAUCUAUUACAAAAGAAAUUGAAAUAUCAAGUAGAUUUGUUAGACAAUUCAUCAAUUUCAAAUUUCAUGAAGAAAAAGAAAAUCAAGAAAAACAAACUAUUUUCAAUUUACUUAAUGAUACACAUAGAUCAUUCAAAUUAUUUUUAUCAUUAGCAUUUAGUGGUAUCAGUGUACCAGAAUGGUCAACAGUUGAAUCAUGUAUCCAAUUAGCUUGUGAUUUAUUAACCAUAUUAACUCAUGAAAAUAAAACGAUUGAUCCAUUAGUUAUUUUAGAUGAUCAACUAUUAUUUGAAAUUAAUGUAUGCCUAUUAUUAAUAUUGUCUAAAGGUAUACCACCACCUCAAAGACUUAUAAUCAAAUAUGCAGAAUUUUAUUGUUCCUUAGCCAAAUUAUUUCCAUAUAAACAAUUUGUUUUAUUAAGUUUUAUAACUGGCAAUAUACACACUAUUAAUCAAGAAUAUAAAUUGAAGUUAAUACAAAUUCCACAUUGUAAUAUUUUAAUUGAAAUUAUAACAGAUUGUUUAUGUUAUACAAGUUUAGCGGAACGAGCACAUUUUGUUACCAUAGUAACAAAACCUUUCGUUUCACUUCAUAAAGUGACAAGCAGUAUAACAACUUUUAUGCGUUUAUUAUCACCACGACCACCAGCACCACAAAAACUUGAAAAAUUGUAAACAUAAAUUUAUUUAUAUAGAUUUAUAGAUAUAAACACAGAUGAAAUAAUAAAUAUUAUACAAUGAA